AUGGCAGGCAAAGAUCACGAAUUUCAGCGACAUGAAUCAGCAACACUGCAGCGUCGGCUGUCACUGCAGUUCAAACGGAGAGAAUGGCUGGCACCGCCAUCUGAAAACGUCUACGCCGGAAUCUCCGCCUACUUCUCCAACCAUCACAUCUCCCUCAUUUCCAUCUCCAUUCGGGACAGUACAUACCUGCUCGACUUCAUUGAGAAAUCCUUUGACCAAGAGGAACGGCUGUCCGUCGAAGAAGCGACCGAUUUUGUCAUUACGCAACUCGACCAUUAUGGAGAGAAACAUUUAGAGAAGAUCAUUGGGGCAGCAAUGCCUAAUCACGUUGCCGACUUUUGCCCCAGAUUAUGCUCCCGUUUGUGGGGCGAGCUGGACAUCAUUCCACUAGUGUUACCCGAUUCCACCUUGGUGGAUAAGUACACCACACGCGCAUCGAAAUCACCGGCAUGGGAUUCCAAGACAAUAGACGAACAGGCUGAAGCCAUGUCGCGUAAAUGUGUUCGGUUAUUUGGGCCUGAAAACGUCCCUUUGCUGCAAGUCGGCUUCAUGGGCCUCGUGGAGGUGGACACAGACUUUCACGUGCGACUGGCCAGACUCGAGGAUUUCCAAAAGACCGUGUCUCCAGAAACCUGGGCAGCCGUACAACAUUAUGUCUCGGAUCUGAGGAAGCGGAAGAUCCGUAUUGCAUUUUUCAGCGCAACACCCCAAGGAGGCGGUGUUGCUCUGAUGCGGCAUGCUCUGAUGCGUCUUUCGCAUGUAUUGGAUACAGAUGUCAGAUGGUACGUACCGAAACCUCGGCCAGGCGUCUUUCAGGUUACGAAGAAGAACCACAACAUCCUGCAAGGUGUUGCGGGGCCAGAUGAACGCUUCAGCUCGGACGAUCAAUCAUUCUUGACCGAAUGGAUCGCAGAGAAUGCACGACGUUACUGGUCUUGUCCCGGGGGCCCUCUAUGCCCACCAUCGAACGGGGGCGCAGAUGUGAUCAUCGUCGAUGACCCCCAAAUGCCAGGACUGAUACCCAUCGCCAAGAAAGAAGCUCCAAGCCGACCAGUCAUCUUUCGGUCUCACAUUCAGAUACGGAGUGAUCUAGUCAAUACACCAGGCACUCCGCAGGCAGAGGUAUGGGAGUAUCUGUGGAACCAAAUCAAACUUGUGGACUGCUUCAUCAGCCAUCCAGUCAAGGCAUUCGUCCCCCAAGAUGUGCCGACGGAUAUUUUGGGCUAUAUGCCGGCCACGACCGAUUGGCUAGAUGGAUUGAACAAGAAUAUGCGAGACUGGGAUGUCGCACAUUACGGUCGCCUUUUCAACGCAGCAUGUAGAAAUUCGGACAUGCCGGUUGUUCACCAGCCGGAUGAUCGGUAUAUCGCGCAGAUUGCACGGUUCGACCCAGCCAAAGGGAUCUUUGAUGUCCUGGAAUCGUACGAUAAAUUCUAUACUCGACUCGCUCAACACCGGCCAGAUCUCAAACCGCCAAAGCUCCUAAUCUGCGGACAUGGCUCUGUCGAUGACCCUGAUGGAACCGUGAUCCACGAUCAAGUAAUAGAUCACAUCGAGCAUAAGAUGGCAUCUAUUCGCGAUUCCAUUUGCGUGAUGAGGUUGAAGCCCCCUGAUCAGAUCUUAAACGCAAUCCUUUCAAAAGCCACAGUUGUACUGCAGCUUUCGGCCCGGGAAGGAUUCGAGGUCAAAGUUUCCGAGGCAAUCCACAAGGGCAAGCCCGUUAUCGCUACCCGGGCAGGUGGAAUUCCACUUCAAGUCGAAGAUGGGAAGAAUGGCUUCCUUGUCGAUGUGGGAGAUACAGAUGCAGUUGCGGAGCAUUUGUAUGAUCUAUGGGUGGACGACGCACUCUAUAAGCGGAUGGCAGAGUAUGCAAUCAGCCAUGUACGUGAUGAGGUCAGUACAGUGGGCAAUGCUCUUUCUUGGUUUUACUUGUGCUCGAAGCUCUCUCAGGGUGAGAAGCUGCGGCCACAAGGACGGUGGAUCAAUGAUUUGGCGUUUGAGAGUAGCGGUGUCAGUCCGGAAAAUCUGCCUCGCCUCAAGCGCGCAGUGGAGGUUGCCAAUAUGGGAUGA
This is a messenger RNA of Penicillium olsonii, 2070 nucleotides long. Lineage: Eukaryota; Fungi; Ascomycota; Eurotiomycetes; Eurotiales; Aspergillaceae. The record is from the annotation of a GenBank genome assembly.